UCUGUGAUUCUAUGAUUUUAAACCUGCUGUCCCCCGGCACCGCAGCUCAUCCAUGGCCAUGAACCUGGCACAGCUGCAGCCCAGGCUGAGGUGAAAGUGCCAUGAUGUUGUACUCAGGAGCUGGGUGCAGCACCUCCAUCCCUAAAUGAGGAUGGAGCCAUUUGCAUCCUACACUGUUAGCAGGGUGCUUGUGCUGCUCUAGUCACUGCGAGAUGGGAUGCUCCCAAAAUCUUGGCUUGCUGUGAAGGAGCAGUGACGGCUCAGCAUGACCAGAGGGGAGCCUGGAGCUCUCCUGGUCAGGAGCCAGGGUCUCCCGUACUUGCUGCUUACGUGCUCACCACGCUGCAGAGGGCAAUGCCGCUGGGAACCUUUGGAUCUCCCCUCACUGUGCAGCCUUGCACCCACAGGGGCUUCCAACUGGAGAAAUUUCUGGAGGGCAUGAAUCAGCUUUUCACAGCUUGUUAAAAAUCUUGAUCCUACCUCUUGUUUUCAUGCCUUUCAAAUCAGGAAAUGAGUUUUACAACUUUUCCAGUGGGGCACAGCUGGUGGCCAGGGUCGUAAAGCUGAACUUUAUAAAUAUCUCUCAUUGGGAUCAGAGGAAGAGCAUUAAAGAGGCAGAGAGAGAGAAAGAGAAAGAGAAGGGAAAGGAGCAAAGGCAAUAGCGAAGCAAAGCGAACAAGUCCAGCUCAACCAUCCAUGGCCAUGCAAGCACAGAAGAUGGGGUGCACUUGGGGCAGGCUUUGCCUGCUUCUUUCCCUCCUCCUCCAGCUGCCGGGCUCCCAGGCCAAAUGCUACUUCCAGGCUAAAGCUCCCUGCGAGUAUGAAGGGAAACAGUUCUCCCUUGGGGAAUCGUGGCUGAGCACCAACUGCCUGCUCUGCACCUGCCUCCACCCCAUUGGCGUGGGCUGCUGUGAGACCACCCAGCACCCGAUCGACUUCCCUGACUGGUGCGAGGCCCACUACGACUCACAGACCUGCCAGAUCUCGGUAGUGCAGAAGGCCAACCCCAGCCUGCCGUGCGUGAAGAGCGUGGAGCACGAGUGGGGCUCGGCCGGCACCCCCGAGCCGCUGGUGAACAAGGUUCUGGGCGCCGGGCUGAGCAGAUAAAGGGACGCUCGGCAGCGUCCGCGCCCCUUGGCACCGCCCUCCCCACUCCAGAGCACACCGCCCGCAUGUUCCAGACCUGCCCACCCACCCUGUAGAGGCAUCACCGUCGGCACCUUCGAGGGAAACCACUAUCCACACACCAUGGUACCAAGCUUUGCUUCUGCCUUCAGCUUCCUGAACCAGGGCGUCCUCUCUGUGAGGUGUUCUGCACACCGUGGAAUUGCAGAUUCUACAGGAUCUCCUCCCAGGUGGGCAGAAAACCUUCAGUGAUUAAAAAGGGCUACAGGACUAAAUCACCCUGCUCCAUGGCAGUCCUGCAUUCUGAUAUGCAGCCCCAAGCAAAGCAGCUCCCUACCCCCUCCCAGACCUCUACUCCUCUGCACAGUAGCCGUGAGGAGCUCACUGGGGCCACCAUGGCACCUGGUGCAGGAUCCCCACACCCUGUCCAGCCUCUUCUCCUGGAGUGCGAGGGGCACAACCCACCUUUGGAACCACUAAUGUCCCUGCUCCAAAAGCUCCUGGGGCCCCUGAUGCUGUAGGCCAGCCCUGGGCAACACUACAACAGAGCCAGCCCAGGGCGGGUGGCAGAACAGGAUGUCCCUGGGGGAGACCCCCAUCCCCACUAGCAAGGGAGCAGGGUGGGGAGGGUUCAGGAAGCAGAAGCAAUCUAAGUGCCAGGGUGGAGGCAGCCACCCUGGCAGCUGCCUCAGCUGGUGCCAUGCCUGUGUUGUGCAGAGCCUUGCGUAGAUGUUUCUCUUCUUGCAAUAAACAUACUGAACAAAGAGGUCUCCAGCCUGUGACUGUUGUGUAAGGCGGAUGUG
Molecule: messenger RNA, 1928 nt
Organism: Catharus ustulatus (Swainson's thrush)
Lineage: Eukaryota; Metazoa; Chordata; Aves; Passeriformes; Turdidae
Gene: MSMP
Product: microseminoprotein, prostate associated
Exons: 3
Coding region: 697-1107 (136 amino acids)
Source: RefSeq, a predicted model, not a curated record